AUGACACUGGACUCGUGGGACGCUAUCAACAUGAAUCCGAUUACGCCGGACUUCCCGAUCGGUAAUCCGUUGCCAGCAAGCUACCACGAGGAUGCGGCAAAAGCAGGCAAAGGUCUCUCACGAUUGGCAGCCGGCAGCGUGCAAGGCAUGGCGGUGAACCUGCACAACAAUCUCUGGAACACCAACUAUGCUUUGUACUAUCCCUUCUUCGACCCACGCUUCUGUGCGAGCCCACUGCAGUGCAGCAACAGCAACGCCUUGUGGAGAUUCCGCUUGAACUUCGUGGCCGAUACCAUCUACGUGUGA
Messenger RNA from Symbiodinium necroappetens, 306 nucleotides. Lineage: Eukaryota; Dinophyceae; Suessiales; Symbiodiniaceae. The record is from the annotation of a GenBank genome assembly.